This is a messenger RNA of Rhipicephalus sanguineus (brown dog tick), 1332 nucleotides long. RefSeq lists its product as uncharacterized. The transcript has 5 exons. NCBI's taxonomy places the organism in Eukaryota, Metazoa, Arthropoda, Arachnida, Ixodida, Ixodidae. Gene Ontology annotation, molecular function: ribosome binding. The record is from RefSeq and is a predicted model, not a curated record. Gene Ontology annotation, biological process: inner mitochondrial membrane organization; protein insertion into mitochondrial inner membrane from matrix. Gene Ontology annotation, cellular component: mitochondrial inner membrane. Bases 27 to 815 code for a protein of 262 amino acids.
CGGUGGCAUCGACAUUCACGUUUAUCAUGGCGGCUCUUAGGCAAGCGGCGUUCAACCUGUGCUUUCGCCGGCAAAAUUUUGUCAAACUUUACGCCGGUGCCACCGCCGCUUGUAUACAUUGUGCCAGCCUUUCCUACCAAUGUUCCAGGACGUCGCAACUUCGUCCACUUGGCUCGCCAGUGUGUGCUGAUAAGACUCUCCAGCGAUAUUCAGCACCGGCGCUAUGUGCUCACUCCGUCCGCCGAUGCUCAUCACGAAGCGAAAACAGCUUCAAUUUGAUGAAGAAUCCGAACAUAGUGUGGCCAAACUUAAUACUUACGAUCAAGAAUUGGAUACAAACUAUAUUCAUCAUCAAGCCCUACUUGGACGCGACUUUCAAUCAGCGCGAGUUCCUUGACGGUGCCAAGCAGGCAAUGACGUACGUUUCGGUUCUGAUGGCUAAUGGAGACUUCAAAUCCAUGGAAGGCCUGGUCACUAACGAUGCAAGUACACCACCCCAGGCAAAGUGCUGCUCCUUGAGUGUCGAACAACGUCAGAGACUGGCCGUCAAGUUGUCCGAUAUCUACUUUUGCUUCUUAUACCAAAUUGGUAUCAUUAUGGAUGACAACAGCAACCAAAGAUAUGUGGAAGCCACUGUUGUCUACCACUACAUGCCAGGACUAGAAGAGGCACGGCGAAAUCCCGAAAUGGUGGAGCACCUUCAAGAUAAGGUCCAUGUUGCCAACUACAGGUUCAUUCGGGAUUAUACUAAAGGCGCAGAGAGUGACUGGACUAUCAAUCAGCUAAACCACUUCAAAAUGGCAGCAGUGCCUUGAGCAAUUGUGGAAGUUUCCACGUCUGCAAUUUGGAAUGUUUACUGCGAGCUUAUGUAGAUUGGCACUGGUUACUAUAUGGCCAGUUGUAUGUGCUAUACAGUCAUUAAAAAUUUGUGUCUGCAACUGAGUUCUUAAUGGUGCCAACUGUACAUUCUAAACCUUUUUUUUUUCUUGUUGCUAAUUUUAGAUGUCAUUGUGGAGCAGUUCAAUCUAGCUACACUAAAAUGAAAACUAAACACAUAGCGGGCCACAUACCUUAGCCAAGAAGUUUUGAAUCCAUCGCUAAGCAGCAGUACUUGAAGAAAAAAUGCUUCUAGUACCGAGUACAGUCGCACAAUAAAAAAAUCAAAACAGGCAACUCAAUCCUCACUAAACAUUUAUUUAAUAAGAAAUUUUGAAACAAAAAAAUAAAAAGAACAACGUGACCAUCCGACCUGUCUUGGGCAGCUUCUACUGCUGCGGGCUCAUACUUUAUAAAUGAAGCACUGGAUUUGGCCAUGUAGCACAGGCUCAGCAA